AUGAGACAACGACGAUGGGUGGAGCUACUGAACGACUACGAUUAUGAGAUUCUUUAUCACCCUGGUUCCGAACAACGAAUCCUCAUCUAUUCUCCGCUCGACUUCAAUCAGGGAGAUAUUCAAAAAAACAUUGAAUGCAGAACAACCAUUCGGAGAAUGCUUGACACACAACAAUUGGACCUUCUAAUCAUUUCGAUCAAGAAGCAAGUAAACCAUGUGAUAAGGUUCAGUGACGUCUUGCACAAAAUAGUGAAGAAACUCGUAAAAGCCAUUUGCGGAAAAAGGCCUAUAUGUUUGGUAGAAGUUAGUUGGAAUGGUGCAAGUACCAGGAAGGACUCACAGGGACUGUUAUGGAAUCUGCAAACAAGGAAAAAAACUUUGCUUACGACACCUGUUAUGUCUCAAUUAGGUUGGAUAUAUAAAUCCUUCCAUUUCACAUUUGGGAGAAAACUCGGUAAAGACACAAUGUUGAUACAAUUAGGAAGCGGGUCAAAGUUUACAAGAUUACAUGAAGUUUGGGUCAAAGUUUACAUGAUUACAUGAAGUUUGGGGAAGAUGUUCAACUGCAAUGAAUUGUAAAUUUUUUUUGUUACUUUUGUUUUUGUUUAUUUUUUAUAUAUAUUUAAUGUCUAUGUGGUUCGACAUUUAAACAUAUUUGGCAUUGAUGUAAACCAGUGAAAUUUUUAUUAUUUUCUAUGGAUU
This is a messenger RNA of Lactuca virosa, 702 nucleotides long. Lineage: Eukaryota; Viridiplantae; Streptophyta; Magnoliopsida; Asterales; Asteraceae. The record is from the annotation of a GenBank genome assembly.